GCCUUCAUAUGCCACGGGUGCAGCCCUAAAAAGACAAAAGACAAAAAUAAAAGUUAAAAAAAUAAAAUAAAGAGCAUAAGAAACGUAGGUUUCGUGGCAGAUCUGUCGUUCACGGAGGAGGCGGGCUGCAGUGUUGCAUUUUCUUUCUGGUUGAUCCUCGUGGGGAAGUUUUAUAAGCUUCCUUCUCUUUAAGGAUCUGGUCAAAUUAGAGUCUAUUAUUAGUAGCAUAUAGUCAGUGAAGAGCAGAAGGAAGAGCUACUAAAUUUAUUCUUUAGAGAAGACUGCACAGUUAAGGCGAUUGCCUUGUCCUGCUGAGGUGUGUUUACUCACCUGAACCGUGACCUUUCAUCUCCCCCGUCACUCAUUCAUUCAUUCCUUGGUUCCUUCAAACCCACUGCCACCUGCUGGCCGUUAGUCAGCAGGCAGGGCUCUCUCCCCCAGGCACCUGCGUCUGUGUCUCACUACUCUAACCAUGCGCUGGACACGCGAAUGCCCCAGCAGUUAGACCCAAAUGACGAGGGGCAUGAGGGGCGCGGCCCGGAGACCCCGGGAGCCUGGGUCCCAAGGAGCAGCGGCUGGUGGCUCUGGGGAAAUGCAGGCCCGCGGUUCCAGAUCAUUCUCGCUUCCAGGUAAGGCAAGACAUCGAGAAGCUGGUGUGAAAUCUGCCCGUUUUAAGUGCUAACCCCUUAUUCAGAAAAAAAAAAAUUAAACCCGGCACAGGCCAAAUAAAAAUACAUUUGUGGUCAAAUGCAGCCCUCGGGUCAGUAGUCCUGGCCUCCACCCACUCCAGUGAAGUUCUUCCCGGGUCACAGAGGCCGAGUCCGCACUCUUGUUUCCCACUGGGUGUCCAUCGAGAGGGGAUGGACGGACCGAGAAAGGGGAGGGAGGCGGCUCUCCACGAAGCCCCCGGAGCAGUGGCUGCUCAGCCCCCGCAGGCCUGGGCCUCUUGGCUUCACUGUGUGUUACUGGAAUGUUUCCCAAGGGAUAAGCUUCCGCCAGAACUGACGGCACGGCCAUCUCUUUCCACUGUGACUCGUCCUAAGUCACGCUUGCCUUCCUCUCAGGUGGCACUGGCCUGGCCAGGAGAGUCGUGGGAAACGGCAGAAGGGAACGGAACUGAAUACUCAGUCAGUGGGAUUGAGCAGGAUUUCGCUUUGCAGUUGGCACGAGGAACGCCCUGGGGCGGCCCGGGACUGACCGGAGCCCGGCCACUGGGGAGCUCCACGUUGUGGGACCUGCCCCAGAGCCCCGACACUACACCAGACCUGGGAUCCCGCGACAUCCUGUGCCACACCCCUGGGCUGUCACCCGUGGGUGGGUGACAACAUCCACUGCUGGCUGGGCUCCUGCAGGACCAGGAAAGGCCGCGACGGGGCUGUUUUCAGGGCGUAAGGACGGGGCCUGGGGUGCGUGUGUGGAGCCCGCACAGGUGCUGGGCGGAGCCCAUGGGGCUGAGGAAGGCGGGGGCCCACGAUGGGAAUCCCACAUCCAAAGCUGUGGCCUCUGGGUCGAAGGAAGGAUACUUUUCAGGGAAGGAGGGGAGAACCCCUUUAUUUGAUAGUUCCUGGCACGACUUACAACACUUAAUUUAUAAAACUUUAGGCAUCUAGCCGUGGUAUGCAGCCCUCCAUGUGUACGCAAGCUGGCAACCCCAAGAUGUCAGGAGUGGCCUGGGGCCCAGUUCCUUUUGCCCGGGUAUUCUGGUCACUACUACUGUGUUAACUGGUGCUACAAACCACCAUCUCAUUAUGCUCGUGGAUUCUCUGGGACAGAAACUUGGACUGGGCACAGCUUAUCUCUGCCCCACCAUGUCUGGGGCCUCGGCUGGAAGAACUGCUCGGUGGGGGGAGGGGGGUGACACUAUCGUCGGUGCCAGAAUCAGGCCUGUUGAUUGGUGCUGGCUGUUGGCUGGGAUCUCAGCCAGGCUGUGGCUGCAGCCCCUAGAUAUGGCCCAGGCUUCCUGCCCAAGGAGGACAGUCUUGGAGGGCCACCUUCUUACACGAUGGAUCGGGCUCCAGAGGCGAGAACCCCAGAGAACUAGGCGGUAGCUGCACUGCUUUCCCCAGAGACACAGACCCCACCUCCCAGUCCACGCCAUGCAGAAGCUCCUGGGCUAGAGAUGGAACCCGAGCCACAGCCGUGACACCAGGUCCUAACCCACUAGGUCACCAGGGAACUCCCUUGGGGACCAUGUUUUGAUGUCACCACACGGAUAAAAUACUGCAGGCCAUCCCGGUGUUGGACCAGCUUUUAGGAAUUUAUCUAAAGGCAAUUCAAGGAGCAUUUCAUGGGAACAUGAAAUCUGAAAUUUUAUAGUUCCUACAUGAAGGAAACUUAGAGGUUUUCCUCCUAUACAACAAAAAAAUUCUAAAAAUUUGUGUCAUCAGUCGCAAAUUUUUGAAACUGAAACUUUUCUAAAAUAUCAAUAAUAACUCGUUUGAUCACCGUGAGAAAACCCGAAUUACAUCUUUCUAUUCUCUCUACACAAAAGAUCGUGAAAUUGUCCCCAUAGGAAGUGGAGAUAAUAUGUUGCCAAAAAGUGCAGGUGUUUGGGGCUGUUACAACAUCACAUGAACAGCUUUAAGAAUAUUCAGGACAUAAGGCAGUAAUUAAUCCCAAAGAAGGAAAGACCAAGAUAAGCAAGAGCAAUGCAGGAAACUUCUCGGAGGGAGAGAUGGGGUCCGACGGGCAGAAGGAGAAGGGGGGCUGAGCCAACUGGUCAACCCGUUUUGUCCGGUCCACCCACCACCAGUUCCGACAGGCUCAGUUCUCAUGCUGAUUGGUCCGUGUCUGCCCUGGCAGUUGGUCAGUGAUUUGCAUAUCAUCCCUGUCGGUUGGGGGAACAACGCUAGCAAAGGCACAGAGAAGGAAAAAUCUUGGCCCGGUUCUCAAACGAGUCCACGCGGUAGCCCCGAGGCUCGGCGGCGGUGGCGGCAGCGCGAUGGCUCAGUACAAGGGCACCAUGCGCGAGGCGGGCCGGGCCCUGCACCUGCUCAAGAAGCGGGAGAAGCAGAAGGAGCAGAUGGAGGUGCUGAAGCAGCGCAUCGCCGAGGAGACCAUCAGCAAGUCCAAGGUGGACAAGAAGUUCUCGGCCCACUACGACGCGGUGGAGGCCGAGCUCAAGUCCAGCACCGUGGGGCUAGUGACCCUGAACGACAUGAAGGCGCGGCAGGAGGCCCUGGUGCGCGAGCGGGAGAUGCAGCUGGCGCAGCGCGCGCGGCGGGAGAAGCGGCGGCGGCAGCUGGAGGCGCAGCGCGAGCGGGAGCGCAAGCGCGAGCAGCGGCGCCAGAUCUGCGGCCUGUCCUUCUCCACCGACGACGGCGACGACGACAGUGACGGGGACCGCGAGGCCGCCGAGCCCGCCGGGCCCCGGAGGCCCCUGGGCAAGGACCCGGCCGUGGACACCAGCUUCCUGCCGGACCGCGAGCGCGAGGAGGAGGAGCGGCGGCUGCGCGAGGAGCUGCGGCGCGAGUGGGAGGCGCGGCGCGAGCGCGUGAAGCGCGAGGAGGUGGAGGUGACCUUCAGCUACUGGGACGGCUGCGGGCACCGGCGCGCCGCGCGCAUCCACAAGGGCGGCACCGUGCAGCAGUUCCUCAAGAGGGCGCUGCAGGCGCUGCGCCCCGACUUCCGCGAGCUGCGCGCGGCCGGCGUGGAGCAGCUGCUGUUCGUCAAGGAGGACCUGAUCCUGCCGCACUGCCACACCUUCUACGACCUGAUCGUGGCGCAGGCGCGCGGCAAGAGCGGGCCGCUCUUCACCUUCGACGUGCACGACGACGUGCGGCUGCGCAGCGAUGCCACCCUGGAGAAGGACGAGUCGCACGCGGGCAAGGUGGUGCUGCGCAGCUGGUACGAGAAGAACAAGCACAUCUUCCCCGCCAGCCGCUGGGAGCCCUACGACCCCGAGAAGCGCUGGGACCGCUACACCGUCCGCUGAGCGCCCCCCCCCCCCGCCCCCGCGCUCGGCGGCCUUGACCUCCCAGCUGAAAAUGAAUAAAGCCCGCGCGGCUUCACUCUGCCCCUGUGGUCGUGGUGUGGCUGCGGUGUUCCGGUCGGGGGGUUGGUGUGCCCAGGCGCUGUGGGCGGCCUGGCUCCUCUGGGCUGGGUGGGAGCGAGGGCCAGGGCCUGAGCUGACCACGGCGAUCUGGCGGGGAUCGUGGGCGCGGACUCGGCCCCCGACUGUCUGGGUUUGGGUCCCAGCGCAGCUUCUUACGUGCUGUGUGAUUUGGCGCAAAGUGAUGGAAACGGCCCUAAGCUUCAGGGAAGGGCCUUACCUCGGCCUCGCGUGCUCUCUCUCCAUCCGUGUCCCGCCUGCGGCUCUGACCCAGUUCCUGGACCUCUCGUCGCAGGUGACUUUGUGUCCUCCCUCGCUCUGCAGCCGUUUCACAGCAGGUCCAGACGUCAGCGUAGCUGGUGUGGCUCCUCUCUCAGGAUUAGAGCCACCAACCACCUUACGUUGCCCGUCAUUUAACUUCCACACUCAGGGUGGCCUCUCCCUCCUGGGCUUCCUCCUCCCUGCGGAGGGGCCCUAGGGGGGUAGGUCUCUGAAGAGGCCCACAGAUCCCGCGUUGCUGUGGCUGUGGAGUAGGCCGGCAAUUGCAGCUCCAAUUCGACCCCUAGCCUGGGAAC
Molecule: messenger RNA, 4626 nt
Organism: Sus scrofa (pig)
Lineage: Eukaryota; Metazoa; Chordata; Mammalia; Artiodactyla; Suidae
Source: RefSeq, a predicted model, not a curated record